Vitis vinifera (wine grape) is the source of this 2803-nucleotide messenger RNA. Its product is annotated as glucan endo-1,3-beta-glucosidase 12. Gene Ontology annotation, cellular component: plasma membrane. Bases 701 to 2206 code for a protein of 501 amino acids. The record is from RefSeq and is a predicted model, not a curated record. The transcript has 2 exons. Gene Ontology annotation, biological process: carbohydrate metabolic process. NCBI's taxonomy places the organism in Eukaryota, Viridiplantae, Streptophyta, Magnoliopsida, Vitales, Vitaceae. Gene Ontology annotation, molecular function: hydrolase activity, hydrolyzing O-glycosyl compounds.
AUAAAGAUGUGAUGUAUCAUGUAUGUUAAACAAGAAAAACGGAGACGUUACUGUGUUAGACUAAGAAACGACGUCGUUUAGUUUGUCGACAGGCACAUCUCCUGAAGAAGGGCAAGUCGUCCCCGGCUCUGAGGUACAAUUAUGAGCAUUUACUCCUAAAUCCAGUUCAACACGCCCGUUGAGUGUCGCGGCCAACGUUCGAAAAUGGGUAAAACCACAUCACCACACGUAAUUUCAACCCACACAUUUAAUUCACAUCAUAAAAGGUAAUAAAGCUGGAUCUGAUCUAAUGUACCGCACUACCCUCACACUCAAUAAGACUGACUUACAGCAUCCGUUGAGUUUGUGUCAGGCUACGUGGAGGGCAGGAUGGGAAUGUGCAGAAUGAAAAAUCGUCGGGGCGAGGGUAGAAAGAGCACAAAACGGUCGAGUUUGUGGGGGCCACGUUGAAGGGAGUUUGGGGGUGUGGUCCUUUUCCCUUUUUUUUUUUGUUUUGUCAAUGCUGCAGACUGGUGGGGCCUACGCCCACCAUCUCGAUCUCGGCAACGGAUUCUCUUUCCUCCAUAAGAGGCCUGUCUCUGUCCCUCUCAUCUCCUCAGUCACUCACUUCUACUCUCUUCUUCUCUGAGGACAAGGUUUUCUCUCUCUCUCUCUCUCUCUCUCUCUCUGUCUAAGGCUCUCCUUUUCUCUGAAACGGAGCAUGGAGCGUCGAGCAUUGCAUUCCUUCCUCUUGGUUAUUUCGAUCUUUGCAUUUGCAGAUGCGGGUUCAAUUGGAGUGAACUAUGGGCGAAUCGCCAACAAUCUGCCAUCAGCAGUGAAGGUGGUACAGCUUCUGAAAUCGCAGGGCAUAGAGCGAGUCAAGGUCUUCGACACCGACCCGGCGGUCCUGAAGGCCCUUGGCGAAUCCGGCAUCAAAGUCACCGUGGACUUGCCCAAUGAGCUCCUCAUCUCCGCUGCCAAGCGCCAGUCAUUUGCCAACACAUGGGUCCAGAAGAACGUCGCCGAUUACUUCCCAGCCACAAAAAUCGAAGCCAUUGCCGUCGGAAAUGAAGUGUUCGUGGACCCACACAACACCACCCUCUCCCUCGUACCCGCCCUGAAGAACAUUCAUAAAGCUUUGGUCAAAUACAAUCUCCAUUCCCAUAUCAAAGUCUCAUCUCCCGUAGCUCUCAGCGCCCUCCAAUCCUCCUACCCAUCCUCAGCCGGCUCAUUCCGGCAAGAACUCAUCGAACCCGUGUUCAAACCCAUGUUGGAGUUUCUCCGCCAAACUGGCUCUUACCUCAUGGUCAAUGCCUACCCCUUCUUCGCUUACGAAGCCAACUCUGACGUCAUCUCUCUCGACUACGCUCUCUUCAGGGAAAACCCGGGCGUGGUCGAUGCGGGUAAUGGGUUGCGCUACUUCAACCUUUUCGAUGCCCAAAUCGACGCCGUUUUUGCAGCCAUGUCCGCUCUCAAGUACAACGACAUCAAAAUGGUCGUCACCGAAACAGGCUGGCCCUCCAAAGGCGACGAGAACGAGAUAGGCGCGAGUGUCGCCAACGCCGCCGCCUACAACGGCAACCUCGUCCGCCGAAUCCUCACCGGCGGCGGCACGCCACUGAGACCCAAGGCCGAUCUCGUUGUCUUCUUGUUCGCGCUCUUCAAUGAGAACAAAAAGCCAGGUCCUUCUUCUGAGAGAAACUAUGGGCUCUUCUACCCUAGUGAAGAGAAGGUUUAUAACAUUCCAUUUACAGUCGAGGGCUUGAAGAACUACCGGGACAUCCAGUCUCCGGUGACCGGCGGCGUGAGGGUGUCAACGCCGGUGACCAGGGGCGGAAGUGUGUCGCCGAGCUCGUCGGGGCAGACAUGGUGCGUGGCGAACGGCGAAACGGGGAAGGAGAAGCUGCAAGCGGCUUUAGACUAUGCCUGUGGUGAGGGACAAGCUGAUUGCCAUCCGAUCCAGCCCGGUGCCACGUGUUACGAUCCUAACACCCUUGAGGCCCACGCUUCGUUCGCCUUUAAUAGCUAUUAUCAGAAGAAGGGUCGUGUGAUUGGCACGUGCGAUUUUCAAGGGGCGGCCUACGUUGUCACGCAAGCACCAAGUGCGUACUCUUAUCUUACUCUUCUCUCUUCCCUCUCCCGCGCCCCCCUCCCCCCUUCUCUUUCACUCAUUCACAAUACAUGGUCCGUGUUGGACGAAUACCUAAGGCGUAAUGCGCCCCAGUAGCCCUGGGUCCGAGUGGUGCGCGCCAGGUUAGAGAAGUGUCAGACGAAAGCACGUGAUUGGCUUUGAUGUGACAACCUGUCCUUCAAAUCUGAUAUGGCGUAUGUUUUCCGGGCCUGAGUAUUUUGCCCUGCUUUUGAUGGGCCGCAAUCUCGGACCAAAUUGGCCCGUUAUUUGCGGACCUCAAUUUGAUGAUAAGUAGGGCACUCAAGUGUUGCACUGUCACAAGUAGAUUUACGAAUUUAUUUUAUUUUAGAUCAACCACGUGGCACUAAUUCAUUGGACACUUGUUGUGUGGAUGUGUUUUAUUUGACCAAGUCAUAUUUUGUUUAUCUAACUAAAGAAAUUGGUUUGUUUUUUGCAGGGUUUGGGAAGUGUGAGUUCCCGACUGGAUACUGAAGAGAAAGAGACUGGAGUGGUUGAGUGAUAAAAGGCUUUGGUUUUUCCAAUUUUUGGGGGUCCAACUAUGUAUUUAUUUUGGAGUAGUUGGAGGGUUGGUUUUUAGAAUAUUGUUUUGACUGUGAUAUGUCUAUAAGUAAAUUUUAGGUGUGUUAUUGUAGUUGACGCUUUCUAAUCUUAACUUCAAUCUGUUUCUUCCAA